AUGAGUGGCAAUUGGUCUUGGGAGGUGCAGGUCUAUGGCGCUACUCUUGUUCCUGUCAUACUCAGCUCAGACAAGACCCAGCUCUGCCAAUUUCGAGGUGAUAAAACUGCAUACCCCAUCUAUCUUACUAUUGGCAACAUCUUGAAGUCUAUUUGCAACAAGCCAUCCUUUCACGCCCAGAAACUUAUCGGAUACCUUCCGACCAUUUCAUUAGAUGGGACAGAUAUAUCAGCAAAUAGUGCCUGCCUUACUCAUGUGCAGCUCUUUCAUUAUGCCAUGUGGAUGGUUACCAGCUCACUGCGCACUGGACCUCUGACCAACGGCAUAGAGCUUAUAAGUGGAGAUGGGGUAGUGCACCUCAUAUUUCCCGUGCUCGCUGCUUAUGUGGCAGAUUAUCCAGGGUAA
Messenger RNA from Suillus subalutaceus, 405 nucleotides. RefSeq lists its product as uncharacterized. The transcript is spliced from 2 exons. Bases 1 to 405 code for a protein of 134 amino acids. Lineage: Eukaryota; Fungi; Basidiomycota; Agaricomycetes; Boletales; Suillaceae. The record is from RefSeq and is a predicted model, not a curated record.